Molecule: messenger RNA, 3913 nt
Organism: Sycon ciliatum
Lineage: Eukaryota; Metazoa; Porifera; Calcarea; Leucosolenida; Sycettidae
Product: myosin-10-like
Exons: 1
Coding region: 131-3235 (1034 amino acids)
Source: RefSeq, a predicted model, not a curated record
UUCGAAAUCGAUUGCAUGCUUCUUUCUUUUGAUUUUUGAUUGUUUGUGGAAUCUGGUCCACUCGCUUGUGAGCGAACCAGAACCAGGUCCGUGCUACUUCAGUUUAGUCUAGUUUAUUCUUUCUACCGUGAUGGAGGAUACAGAUGAAGAAAGGGAGAAGAAGUUGCAGUUAGGUCGUAUGCGUCUGGCCAAAUUUCAGCAAAAGAGAAAUACUAAAAAAUCUUCCAAGAAGUCUAAGCGACCAAAGACGCCUGAAGAGCAAGUCCAAGAUCCCAUUGUGGAGGCUGCAUUACCCCCAGUUUCUAAUGAAGGCCCUCUGGGUCUGGAUAACGGAUCACUGAACGAAGGAAUUCCAGUAGGCACCAGCACAAGUCACAUUGAGCAUGGUAGUGGAGGUAGUGCACCAGCGUUUACUGAACACUUGGAUAUUGAGCCAGCUGAGGAUGAGAUUGUGCCCAGUUUUGCUUCGGAUGAGCUGUACGAAGGUGGUAGCUACGAAGAUGGACAGGCCACGCUGAAUGGUAACGUUGGUGACGAGUUCUUUUCUCACAGUAGUUUGGUAAACGACCUCAGGAAAGAGCUUCAGCUUGAACGUGACGCAAGGCAGAGGAGCGAGGAUCAAUUUCGCCUAGAGCUUUCAGAACGCGCUGCUCUGGUAGGGCAGUUGGAGCGACAGCUGGAGCAGUGCAGAUCGAAUGAUGUGUUGAUCCAGAAUAUGAAAGUUGAGCAUGAUAGCGCCAUCAAGGAGCUACAGUAUGUACAUGAGGAAGAUGUCAAUCGUGUCCGCUCUGAGGAGCAGCAGAGACGUGCUGAGCAGGUUCAGUCAUUAACGAAACGGUUGGAAGCGCAGCACAAGGAAGAUACGGAUGCGCUGCGAGCGCAAGUACAUCAGCUUCAAGAGGCAGUACCAAAUGACACUGCACACUUACAGCAGAUGGUAGUGGUCAUGAGAGAACAAUACGAGCAAGAAGCCGCCAGCAAGGCAACUGAACACCAACGGGAGCUAAAUCUACAGGCUGAGAAACACAAGCAAGAGCUGGUAUCUACACAACAGCAAAAUGUUGCACAGAUGGAGGCGUUUCGCAAUCAAGUUCAGGAGAGCGUGUCGGCGCAAGUGAAGCAGUUCCACGAGCAGUAUCAAACGGCAAUGGAGAAAAUGAAACAACAAUGGCAAGAAGCAGCCGACCAUGUCACGGCACUGCAGUCGGAGAAGCAGGCGCUGCAGGAGAAAGUGGGGUUGAGCACUUCAAAUGACAGCAUUGUAGAACCAUUGCAGGCAGCUAAUGAUUCGUUGACAGAGCGCCUGGCCACUCUUGAGCAGCAGUAUAAUGACAGCAGAGUUGAGUUGGAUAGACUGCUGCAAGAAUCUAGUCACGUAGCUGAUCACCAUCAACAAGUACUUGCACAGAAUGAGAAGGAAAGGCGGGAGCUUCUCGCUACCAUUGCCGAGCUGAACACCAGCCAGGACUCUGCUCCAGCUGCGGUCGUUGACCAAAGUGAAUUUCUCCGCGCCCAGGCAGAUAUGGAAUCCAUGCAACAGCAGCUUGAGCUCCUUCAAUCGCAAUGCACGAAUCAUGUGGAUGCGCUGGAGUCUGAAAAGUCGCUUGUAGGUAGUUUAACUGCAGACUUGGAGACAGCACUGUCAGCUAAGGGAGAUUUAGAAAGUCUUGUUCAGACACUGCAAGCGGAGUUUGAUGCUUUCAAGAACCAGGCAGGUGACCAAGAGCUAGCACUACAGAACGAGCUAAGUCAGAGGCGCCAUGAGUAUGAUGCCCUGUCUGAAAACCACCGCAAUCUCCAGAGUCACAUGCAAGAUUCUCUAGCGCAGUACGCCAAGCAGGUCGAAGAACUGGCGUCUUCAGCCGCUGCGGACUCGGCCGCCAGCUCUGCUAUUUCAGAAUUACGCUCCGCGUAUGAGGAGCAAUUUGAGCAGCUGCGGGCAGAUUUUGAAGCACAAGAGGAGAGCUUGACGCAGCAGCACCGGCAGGAACUGGCCGAUCUUGCUGCUCAGCAGGAGGCGUUGAACCAGCGUCUUCUCGGUGAGUUUCAGCAUGAGAAGGACUGUGCUGCACAGCACCUGGAUGAUUUAGCUAGUGCCAGCGAAGACUUGCGCAAGACAGCCGAGGAGAGGUCUGCUCUAGUGACCCGCAACACAUGGCUGGAACAGCGCAUCAAAGAGCAGUCAGAGGAGAGUCAUCUCUUCGUGACCGAGUCGCGGACGCGCUACGAGGAUACGGUCAAGCGUCACGAUGCAGAGCGUGCAGCGUGGAGUGAGGCCGAGCAUAGCCUUCGUGAACAGCUGGCCUCUACUGAUAAGAACCUUGUGGAAGCUAGAGAUCAGCUGGCUCAAGUGUCACCUGCAUCUGAAGAGAAUGCUGCUGUCUCGCAACUCUCUGCCAAACUGGCAACUGCUCAAGCUGAGAUAACACAACUUCAGCAAGCAUUAGCGGAACACGAAGCAAGAAGCAGUUCUAAUGCGAAUCUAUCAGCGACGGUGACACAGCUGCGUUCGGAAAUAUCGCGGCUUGGCCAACAGCUGGAAGAGAAAGAUGGUGAGUUAUCAGAUCGCAGUGAUGAGUGUUCCCGCUUGGAGGGCGAGCUCUCUCAAAGCCUAGCUGACCUAGCAUCGAUGCAGUCACGAAUGGAUGCACUCUCCCGGGAUCUGCAAGCGCAAUGGACAGCAUCACACCAGAGUAGGGAAGAUGAGAAAGUUCGAAAGCAGACUCACGAGCAGGAGGUUGAAAGCCUGAAUUCUCGCCUCUGCCAGUUGGAAAAGGCCCUGUCCGAGCAGGAGGAAGCUGCCACUGCGAAGAAUGCGCUUGUGGCCGAGUUGGAGAAUCGCCUCUCCGCACAGCAAUCUUGCCAGGAUGAUUUGAAUGCUGCCAACAAUGAAGUUGACCUACUUCGCUCGCGCCUCGCUUCGCUGCAGCCUCUGGAUACUGGCGCGAUCGAGGCAGCAGCUAAUCUACCUUCUGGAAGUCAGCGUGAGAAUCUCCAGGCCGUUCUAGAACAGCACAAGCUUGUCCUGGAAGAGAAGCUAACGGAAAAGUCUCGGCUUGAUUCCUUACUGGAGGAACAGCGCGGCGCCUUGGUACAGCAGCUAUUGGAGAAAGCUAAACUAGAGUCGCUGCUGCAGGAGAAAAACCGACUGGAAGCGGAGUUGAUUCGCCAGCGUGGCCUGCUAGAGAAAGAGCUGACAGACUUAGAGCAGCCUGGUGCGUCCGAAUCAUCCUAGAGUUUAGUUAUCUGGACAUGGACCAGUUAGUUUUUAGUGCCAACAUUACGGCUGUCCACUAGUAGCAUGCAUAGGUCAUAUCAGUCGUGUUAGCAGGUGUUGCUGUUGCCAAUGUUGCUGCUACUGCUGAUGAUGAUGUAUGUCUUGCCAGGGCUUACCGGUGCGUGACCCAGUUGAUAUGUGCGAGUGUCUUUCCUAGUAUUUGUCAGCACUUUUGAUACAUUUUAGGUACAGCUAUUAGUGCUGCUUGGCUUUGUCCGUAUCGGGCAUUGUGUAUUGUACCAUUCUUCACGAAAUUCAUACCUGCUUGACGAAACCUAUUGCCUGAAAUCAUUUCCCUUCAUAGAUCUGCCAUGAAAUUGUAGUUUUGCAUUUUUAUGAAAUCACCAGCCUCGUUAUAUCUACUUUCUCUCGGCCAUCCUUCCAUUCUACCUAAUAUAGAGUAGAUAUGUUUCUCCUAUUCUACACCGUCUUGAAUUUCUCUUGUGUUGUACCCUAUCAAUUUUAUUAUUUUUAAUAGCUGCCAGCGUGUAGGACACCGGUUAUGGUUGUUUGUUUGUUGUUGUUUGUGUUGUUGUUCUUGUCCGUGUUGCCAGUGAGUUUGUGACCUGAUGCCGGGUGACAUUCAAUGGUAUAGUGAUUUGUACUGGAUCGUGGUCGGUCCAUCUAUUUUUACAA